Messenger RNA from Magallana angulata, 5341 nucleotides. RefSeq names its product PR domain zinc finger protein 15-like. NCBI's taxonomy places the organism in Eukaryota, Metazoa, Mollusca, Bivalvia, Ostreida, Ostreidae. Gene Ontology annotation, cellular component: nucleus. Gene Ontology annotation, molecular function: protein binding. The transcript has 10 exons. The record is from RefSeq and is a predicted model, not a curated record. The coding region runs from base 314 to 4786 and encodes 1490 amino acids.
GCCCUUUUCUUUGUCGGUGAAGGUCAUUUCCAAUGCAUUUGGGAAGGAAAAAACGAAUUUGCAAUAACUUUGAAUAAAUCAAGUUGUUUGAAAAAGCAGAUUUUAGACUAUAUGAUCCCAAUGUUAUAAAUCAGCAGUUGUUGACGUUCAUCACAUCAGAUCCCUAUGUAAUACAGAGGCAAAGAAUCCUCACAAGUACAGCUGCUGACAAAUUAGAUAUGUAUUGUCAUCCUACUGCAGAAUGUUAUAGACAGAGAAAUUUUCUUUAUAUUUGAUCUUAGAGAGGAAGGAGAACCUCAGUGAAAGGCAGAUAAUGCAGGAAAUUAAUUACCCUUCCAUAUAUAUCAAAAGUGACAUAUUGAAUAGACAAGACGGGGUAAAUCAAGAGAACUUGGAUUACUCAUAUGAAGGUUGUAAUGUAUGUGGUGAAAAUCAUGACACAGAGUGCUGUCCAGAACUUGGACUUCUGCCCGCAGAAAUCCAGAGUCCAGCUACAACCAAGGCCCGACUGACCCUGCCACAGUCCAUGCAGGCAGUGGAUUUACCGGGCCAGGAGGUAGCAGUGCUCACCCAGGGGCCUAUCAGCAAGAAUACACACUACGGCCCAUUCGAGGCCAAGAAGACAACGCAUGAAUUCAGUGAUGACUCUUUGUUCUUAUUGAAGGUGAUUGUCAAGGACUCCAUCAUCAGUUUGGAUACAACCAGUGAGAAUGAGUGUAAUUGGCUCUGCCUCGUUCGAGCUGCAACUGACGCAACUGAACAAAACCUGAUAGCAUACCAGAUGGGGACCAGUAUAUUCUACACCGCUGUCAGGGACAUAGAAGCAGGAGAGGAGCUCAGGGUAUGGUACGCUGCUCCUUACGCGAAAAAAAUCGGGAAAAGUAUCACACCUGAUGGAGUCAGCAGAGUCAUGUUAAACAUGGAGGUGAUAUACCCCUCCAUUGAAGAUGCUCCUGAAGGCUUCUCUCUGGAAGGGACCCAUGAAAAUCUCACCCAGGGGGAGGGAACUCCUCAGGAGACAACACUCAGCCUCCCUGAGCACGAGGCUGGGUCCCAGGAACUGGUACAGGCUGCCCAGCAUGUGGAGAUGACUGACAGAGAACAGCAGACUGUCAUAAUACACCAAGAGCAGCAGCAGCAGUCAGCACCCAGCAGCCAGGCUGUGGUUGAGGACCAGGAGUCUGAUGUUGUCACAGAGAGAACCGACCUUCCCAAGUAUGGCUGUCAGCGAUGUGAACAAAUAUUUACCACCGAGAAUGACCUGGCUCAUCAUCUAAUGCUGCACCUGUCUCAAACAGAAGAAAAGCGAAAAAGAGGAAGGAACUUCAAAAAUGGAUCUUUUGAUGAGGAUGAUAAAGACCCUGAAGACCAAUUAGAGGUAAAAGAAGAGGUGAAUGAAGAGGACUGGGCAGCCAUUGAGGAGGAGGAUCCCAGUGAUCCAGAUUUUAAGGGGGAGGAAAACGCUGCAUUUACGGUUUAUGAAGUGUACAAAGGUCGACCUAGAAGAAGCAUUAGAAGCAAACGCAAGAUAGACAAAGAUUUCCUGUAUCUCUCCAAUGCCAAAAAAACAAGAAAAACGGCCGCAGAAAAGAGAGAUGAGAACUCCUCAGAAGAGACAGUGCCCUCAGAGUCGGAAGAAAGGAGGAUGCAGGAUGGAAAAUCUGGUGAUGGAAAUGUGUCAAAUUCUAACAUUGAUAGUCAGGGGCAAGAAGUUAAAGUGAAGAGAGGGAGAGGCAGACCUCGGAAGAAACCGAUUGCUGUUAAAAGCACUAAUCAUGUAGGAAGUACAUCUUGCGCUAAUGUACAAAAUAACUCUAUGCAAGGUGAAAAACAAACAGAGAAUGCUGAGGAUUUAGACAAUGAAAAUGUGUCAAAAACUGAAAGGAAAAUGAAGGACGAGCACAGCAGUGACAAUCACAAUGAUUUUGCUACUGAUAAUCAGUCAUUACUAUUAACAGAGCAACACAGAAAUGAUGUACAAGAGCAACAUGGAAAUGAUGUACAAGAGCAACACGGAAAUGAUGUACAAGCUCAAGGAGACACUGAUGAUGGAACGCAUCAAAUUAACAAUGAGGAAAAUGCAGAUCUGUUGAAUGAGCAACAAGAGCAGUCUACUAAUGUAGAUUUAGAUGCAUCUUUGCGGGAAGGUAAUGAUGAUUCUGUAGCAAUUUCAAAUGCAGAAACAACCCAAAAUACAGAAUUGGGUGAAGCUGCUGCAGAAACGAUUUACCCAGAGAAAGAAGUGGACGAUAUAUCUGCUGUUGUAAAUGACUCUAUUACCGAGGGUGAAGAAGGUGUGUUGGAAUCCGAUGAACAAAUUUCUCAAGGGUCUACUGACCAGCCCCUGAUAGAAAUGGACAUUGCAGAGGAAGAGGAGACACAGGCUCCACUUACAGAUAUUGACAAUCAGGCCAUUAUGAGUGAAAUGAAAAGAAUAAAAAACCUGGAAAAACUGAGAACCAAAUACAAAAAUUUGUGCAAGUACUGUGGAAAGCACUUUAAGAGUAUACAUCAUCUGAAAUUACAUCUUCCAAUGCACACUGGAAAGUUUUCUUGUCGAUAUUGUGGUUUUAACUUUGCCCGUAAGGAGAGUAUGUUGAAACAUGACUGCAAGAUAAAGAAAGUCAUUAACUUAGUGGAGAAAGAUGGUAGCGAAGUUUUUCAGUGUAUUCUAUGUGACAAAGAAAUGGAGAAUGUAAAGGAAGCAAAAGACCAUUAUAUGUUUCACAAAAAGGAGGUAAGAUGUCUUGACUGUAACCAGAUGUUUGGACGUCAACAGCUGCUAAGGGAUCACAUUUGUCCCAAAGCUCCACAAAAGCUUAUCAAAUGUGACAUCUGUAAGCAUCCUUUCCCCUCAGAAAAAUCUCUGUUUCGACACCUGGCCAUGCACACUGAUAUCUUUAAAUGCCCAAACUGUUUGAAAACAUUUGCCAGAAAAGACUCUCAGUUGAAACACAUCCUAGUAUGCUGUCCAGAAAAAGCAGAUGAAUAUAAAGUGUUUGCUUGUAGCAAGUGUCGGAAGGGUUUUGCCACCAAGCUAGGUCUGGAUAAGCAUGAGAAUUUGUGUGAACAGGAAUUUUGUGAAAACUGUAACAAGGUUUUUGAUUCAAUUGAAAUGCUGAAGAAGCACCAAGAGACCUGUAAUCAAACUAAAAUUUAUGUCAAGAAAGACAAGGUCUUGUUUCCUUGUAGCAUAUGUAAAAAAUCAUUCAGGAAUCUAAGCUACUUGAAUCGGCAUAAAGAACUGCACAAUGACCAGCUCGAGUGUUCUAUUUGCAAGAAGGUGUUCAAAGCAGAAAACGAUUUGGACGACCACUUUAAAUUCUGCUCGGCUAGCAAAACUAUCAGCCAAAAAGGAAUUGCACCUUGUGACAUGUGUGAUCAAGUUUUCUAUUCUGUCAAGGAAUACAAGGAACAUUAUUUUACUCAUACCCACCCCUACUACUGCAAGAAAUGCGGUAAGCGGUUUGUCAAGGUGGGGACCUUGCACACCCAUCAAUGUUUACAAGACACGUCAUUGGUGGAGUGCCACCAUUGCCAACAGCAGUUUCCCGGACAGGUAGCACUAAAGACUCACAUUAGAAAGGAGCACAGGAAAAGUAUUCAGUGCAAGAUCUGUCAGAAGAACUACAUCACUAGCAAGGAGUUUGAAACGCACAUGUGCGUGGAUGAAUUCGGGAACCCCGCAGAGUUUGUUGCAGACAAGGACUUCUCUCUACCUGGAGAAAAACCGGUCUGUCAUAUGUGUGGAAAAGAAUUCACAACUACGAGUAAUCUGAAUAAACACAUGAAAAUACAUGGUGAGAAAAAUGUGGAAUGUAAAUACUGUGGGAAAAUGUUUCAUCAUGAGGAAUAUUUGAAAGUUCAUAUUGAUGGAGUUCAUGAGAAAAAGCACAAAUUUCAGUGUGAAGAAUGUGGAAAAUUCCUCACAUCUAAACCAGGGCUAACCUCUCAUAUGAAGCAAUUCCACUCAGAUGAGAAAAUUGUGUACCCUUGCUCAGAAUGUGGCAAAGUCUUUAGUCAGAAGGGUAACAGGAAAAUGCACAUGUAUUCUCACAUGAAGGAGAAACUGUUCAAAUGUGACGUGUGUGAAAAAACAUUCAAAUAUCCGGAGCAGCUCAAGAAACACAAAUUCAUACAUAUGGCAGGGGAGAAACUGAAGUGUGAUUCAUGUGACAAAUUAUUUCCAAAACAAGCUGAUCUUGAAAAGCACAUGCAGACAGCACACAAUGGUCUUAUGUAUGUGUGCAAUUUGUGCAAUGCUCGCUGUGCACACAAGCACACCUUGCUUAGACAUUACAAGCGCAAACACCCGCAGUAUGUAGAACAAACCAAACAGGACAGCUUUGUGAAUUCACUGGCACAGAAAGUAGAUAUGGGAGAAGAUGCAUCCAUGGUAACCUACACCUAUGUCAACGAAUCAAUGGGAAUUCCCAUGGAAACUGUCACCAUAGAAGAGAACGCUCUACCUCAGAUGGCUGCCCAGGCCCUGAAGACAUUGUCAGGAUUGACCUCAGAUCAACAGAUUCUUACCACCACCAACCUGCAGGGUUUCUCAUCGGCGGACAUCAUCAAUGUGCCCUCCAUUGAUGGGAAUUUCCAGAUUCAGAAUCUGGUCCAGGAUCCCAACAGUUCGGACGACCAGCAGACUGUUGUCAUUCUUCAGAUUGUGAACCAAGAAAAUGAGCAGGGGAUGGUUUCAGAAGAGGUCGAGGUCAUUGGUAAUGUUGUUGACCUUCCAGAAGUCAAGGACGCCGAGCAUGGACAAUAUGUUGCUCUUACAUAGGACGUUUCUUGAUAUAUGCACCAGAUAUACCUCUGUCGUAAUUUCCAACAAAUUUGUAGUUUUAAAACAAUGCAAGCAUUUUCUGCAGUAAAUUUUCACAUGUACAUUAUUUACUUAAUCUUAAUUUGCACGAAAACAGUAAGAAGGGGAAAAUCUAAGAUGCAUAUAUAUUACCGGUAUCUGAUUCAGUUCAAAAGUAAUUUUCUUUCAAUUAGUAUGGGUUCAUACUUCAUAAUAGAUGUAAAACAUCCCACUGUAGAAAUUCAAAGACUUUUUGACAUUACACCCACAGGUUUUUUGUUUUGAUUUUUUUUCCAUCUACAUGUAUAUGGUCUUUUCACAAUUUAUCCUGGUAAGUAGGACAGUCUCAGUAUAUAUAUAAUUCCAGAAGGUGUGGAAUUGUAAGUCUUCCUGCGGUUUGUUUAACAUUGUUGAAUUGUUAUCUCAGUCCAAAAUUUUUAAGAUUGAACUAUAUAUUUUGUGUGAUUUUUACCAUGUCUUAUGGUUAACAUUCCUUAUUUAAGAUUUGAAAUCAAAUAAAUGCUUUUUCAUUGA